This is a messenger RNA of Cyprinodon tularosa, 6258 nucleotides long. RefSeq names its product PDZ domain containing 2 (gene pdzd2). Gene Ontology annotation, molecular function: protein binding. Bases 544 to 5964 code for a protein of 1806 amino acids. NCBI's taxonomy places the organism in Eukaryota, Metazoa, Chordata, Actinopteri, Cyprinodontiformes, Cyprinodontidae. The record is from RefSeq and is a predicted model, not a curated record. The transcript is spliced from 21 exons.
UUCAUGGACACAGCAGCAGCAGCAGAGUGAUACAUCUCCCACAGAUCUUCAUCGCUACCAGGAGCGGAGGGAAAAGUGAAUUUCCAGCCGCUUUUCCACAGCUGUUUUCCAAGUUUUUCCAGCUUUUAGUCUCCGUGAAAAGAGUCCAGUGAGUCCCCCGGAGCUACUUUUUCCAUGCUGAACUCAAACGCAGCUCUGCGCUGCUUUUUAUCCAGGGUCUCGUCCAACUGUUGAUGUCUCUGCUGUGUGGAUGCGGCUUUUCUGGAGCCAGGAUCACCUCUGAGUGCAUCGCAGGAGCAACAGGAAGCUGUUUGCUUUGUGUUGGGAAUGAGGAGCAGCUUUUUGUACACGAUGUGACCAAAGAUGAUGGUCUGAUCCUGUAGCCUCCUCCCUGCUCCUCCUCUCAGCUCUACCCCACUGACUCCUCCUGGGUUCCCCCGGCGUCCGCCCGCUGCUCGUCCCUCAGAAAUGCGCUUUGGAAGCUGAGGUUCCUGCUCUGAUGGUGGAGAGCAUCGGGAUCCUCCGCAGGAACAAGAUGCCAGUAUGCCCAUCACUCAGGACAACGCCCUCAGCAUCCUCCUGCUGCUGGAGGACUGGCUCCGGGCUCAGGCGCUGAGAUCUACCCAGACUGAGAGCAGAGAAGAAGAGCGUUUGGAGACUCAGGAUGAAGAGUCCCAGGAUGGAGAUGAAGACAGUCUGUGUGACGGUGUUGGCGUUGGCAGCGUCCAGCUGGAAGACCUGACCUUGUGUCUGGCUGCUGCUCAGAAGCUGGUGGAGUAUAUUAAGUUCAACUUCAUGGAGAGUGAGGCGUCUCCCUCAGCAACAGGCUCCUCCCGUACGAAGGGUCUGGAGGUGGAGGUUCGGGCCGUUUCCCUCAGCAAACGGGAGGAGGAUGCGGCUGACUUUGGCCUCAGCUUUGGGAACAUCCCCAUUUUUGGAGAUCCUGAUAUCAGGAAGAAGGGAUCAUCGAGGAAGAGGAGGGAAGCCGGCCCCAUCGUUGACGUGGGCUGUGUCUGGGUGACGGAGGUGAAGAAGAAAAGCCCCGCCGCCUGCUGCAGGCGCAUCCGACUCCGAGACGAGCUGCUGUCUGUCAACGGGCAACUGAUGGUGGGAGUUAACGUCACCGGAGCCAGCUACCUGGUUGAGCAGUGCUGGAACGGCGGAUGCAUCUACUUGAUCCUUUUGCGGCGAGUGAAGCGAAAGGCCCCUCUCCCUCCUUGUGUCGCGGAAAGCGUCCUCAGUCCUGAGCGGCUGGAAUGCAGCGAGAACCAGCAGGACCAGCAGCAGGACACAGCUGAUAGUGAUGUGGCAAACUACAAACGCACUCGCAAGUUUGGUGUCAUAUCACGGGCCUCCUUCCAUCGAGACCAGGAGGAAAGUCCUGAAUCACAGAUCCAAAGCUGCACCCAGAGCCCUCCAUGUAAUGCAGAUGCAGGAGUCCGUCCCGCCCUGGAGGACUCUGACUGCAGCCCAGGCUCCUCUCCUCAGAUUAGAAAAGUUCAGUCACACAAUGGCACUGCUGCAACGCUGCCUGGGAGAAGUCACAGCCAGUUGGUGGAGCGCAGGAUGCACUCCUUCACCGGUGAAGCUGCAACCCAGGCCAGAGAGGGCAGCCACAUCUGGAAGAUGCACAUGGUGAAGGGUCAUGAGGGUCUUGGCAUUCAGAUAACAGGGGGGCGGGGCUCCAGGCGCUCUUCUCAAGGCAUCAUUAUUGCUCAUAUAGAGAAGGGGGGCGCUAUUCACAGGGACGGACGUCUUCAUGUUGGGGACGAGCUUCUCAUGGUCAACGGUCAGUCUCUGGUUGGGCUCACACAUCAGGAAGCCGUUUCUGUCCUUCGCUCCACGACUGGUUUGGUCCAGUUGGUCGUAUCAAGCUGGGAUGAGUCAGAGGUGGACUUUGAACACUUUCCUUCCACAAGCCUUCCAGACAUCGUCAGCACCUGCAGGUCCUCUCUACCCCCCUGCUCCUCCCAGACUUUCUGCAGCACCACAGGUCUUCACAAUUCCUCCCAGUUAUCCAGCCUGGAGAACCUGGAAGACUUCAACCACGGGAAGGACUCAGAAGGAUGCAGUCCUUCUCCCAUGAAGAUGGCCGCCCAGUCACAAGGCGGCAGCAGUCAGCUGGAGUCGGUGGGUGAGGACGACGAGCUGCUUGUGGAGAGCAUUAUCUGUGGCAUCGAGGCGGCAGAGAAACCUCCAACCGGCCGACGGAAACACUCCUUACCUCAGCAGCUGGACGCCACUGGAGUCAGACAGGAAUACCAGAUAAUUAAGAAGUCGGCCCGCUCCCUGAGCACCAUUCAGGUGGAGUCUCCAUGGCGACUGGCCCAGCCGUCCAUUAUCUCCAGCAUAGUGCUGAUGAAAGGCCAGGGGAAGGGCCUCGGGUUCAGUAUCGUCGGAGGCCAGGACUCGGCUCGUGGGCAGAUGGGCAUUUUUGUCAAAACCAUUUUCCCCUAUGGAGCAGCAGCGGCUGACGGGCGACUGAAAGAAGGAGAUGAGAUUUUGGAGGUAAACGGAGAGUCGCUCCAAGGACUCACUCACCAACAGGCCAUCCAGACCUUCAAGCAUUUGAAAAGAGGCGUUGUGACCCUCACGAUUCGCACCCGUCUGCGGAGUCCCAGUCUAACUCCAUGUGCAACGCCAACCCUUCCCAGUCGCUUCAGCUCCCCCAGUUCUUACACCAGUGAGGGCGCCCCUUCGCCAACAGGCCUGGAAGAGGCUGACGGCCUCAAGGGUCCUGGCUUGGGUCCAAAAGACUUUGUCAUAAUGGAGGUUACUCUUAAUAAAGAAGCUGGAGUUGGUCUCGGGAUUGGAGUUUGUUGCCUGACGCCUGAAAACUCUGCUCCUGGUAUCUACAUCCACAGCCUGGCUCUGGGAUCUAUUGCCAAGAUCGAUGGAAGGCUCAGGCGUGGAGACCAGAUUCUGGAGGUGGACCAAGUCAGUCUUCGUCACGCUGCGCUCAGUGAGGCGUAUGCAAUUCUCAGUGAAUGUGGUCCCGGACCAGUCAGUCUUAUUAUAAGCAGACAUCCAGACCCCAAGGUAUCAGAACAGGAGAUGGAUCAGAUUAUCGCUCGGUCCACAAACAAGGACAAACUGAUCAGAAACAGACUCUGCUCUCAUCACCAAGGUCUGUCCAAUAAGAGUCCCUGGACGGCGGCGCGGUCGAGGUCAGGAGACAGCCCCUCCGCCCUCAGCUGGACCAUGAAGAGGUUCCUGGAGCCUGCCAGCAGAGCAUCCCUGAGCUCAGAGACAGAGCUUUCCCAGUACUUCCCUCAUGACCUUCCUGGCCAGCCUGCCGCCCCCAAAUCCGGUCUGAAGAGCUCAAACAGUGAUCAAGGGCUCCACCAGCUGGGCUUCAGUACCUCCACAGAAGACGAGCUUUCACAGCCCCGAGGACUUGGCACCUCCGUGAUGGACAUAAACCACGACCCUGAAAGCAUCGCAUCGAGCAGCCAGACCUCUGUUCCCUUCCAGCCCUUUGUGGAGCCCCUUUGCCCCGCCCCCUCUGCCCACAGCCCCACCUCAGUGCGGAGCCCCCUGCUCCGCCAGCGACGGGUUAUAUGCUUAGAGGAGGAGCUUAGUGACAAUGAGGCCCACGAGGCUGAGUUACUAAACCCCCCAAAACAGCCCGAUGUUCCACCCUCAGCACAGGCAUUGAAUCCCACACUGAACCUCUGUCCCAGGGAGGGGGAAGGAGGUAUUCACACCGUUACCCUCAAGAGAAGAGAGGAUGAGGCAUUCGGACUGGACCUGGAGAUCAUGUCCUCUCCUCUGACGGUCAUGGUUGCUGGUUUAAAGCCUGACCGGGCUGCAGAAUGGAACGGUGAAAGCAAACUCUGCCCAGGAGACCAGAUCGUGAAGAUCGGAGAUAAAGCUGUGAGCUCUUCAAAUUACCAGGAAAUCUGUGAACUUAUGCACAACCUUCCAAUGACUCUGUCUUUGGAGGUGAGGCGUGCUGCUUCAGCUGUAGAUCAGACGUCCACCUCGUCAGUGGACGGCGGUGAUGAAACCACCAGACGGAACGUAACCACAUCUGUUCCAGAGAAACAUCUUAAAGCUCCGUGUAGAAACUCAGAACCAUCCACGAACUCACAGCAAACUGAAAGUGGAUUCCAGCCGACCAUCUCCUGCAGACCUGAUGCUCCAUCAGAAGAACAUGGGCGUGACCCGCUCCUCUCAUUUGUCAGUGAAAACACCGCAGCACUGCAGAUAAACCACGGCUGCUUUAUUCAGCGUGCCGCCCAGGAUUGCCCUCCAUUUGCAGAACUGGUUUCCAAAACUGAAAAAAGCGAAUCUGCUUCUGACAACAACAGAGAGAGCAGCGAUGAUUAUGCUCUCCAUGAGAGUUCAGGUCCUGAGCAGGUGAAGCGUUGCUCCACAGAUCCACAGCAUCCAGAUGGUUUCAGGUCCCCUGAUAUGGACCGACUUUCCCAUGGAUCUAUGAAUAACCAGGAACAUUCUGAGUCUCCACCAGACAAAGAGAGCACCGCUGAGGUUCCUCUGCUCUCUGACCUCAAUCACAUGCCAUGGGCGGCCCCUGAGGAGUCAACAAGGCUGUUACCCAGCAGGACGGGUAAUGCAUCCAUUAACCAGGACCCUGAAACCAUGACUCAUGAUGCACAGUCCUCAGCUCUGUGCCGGAACCUGAUGAGUCAAACAUCUUCAGCUAAAUCCAAGGCUCUCCAUGUUGGACCACAGUCUGGAGGUUCUGACCUAAUCGAGCGAGUCGUAGAAGAUCAAGCUGACUCAAACCCAGAUGCUUGCUUUAAAUCUCCUGGUGGUUCAGAGAGUCCUGCAGAAAGCGAUGAACCCAAACAUCAGAUGGAAAAUGGUUCUUUGAUCCGCAAAGCUUCAGUUAUUCAAAGUAUCAGGUCCGCUUCAGUAGAACCAGAACAGACGUUUAGAAGUGAAAGCCCUUCUGAGACAAAUGUGGCCUUCAAGCAGCUCAGUAAAUUCCAGCCGGUAACGUUCAUGUCCAGCUUCCUGAACCAGAACAAGCAGCCUGAGGUGAAGAGCAGCCCUGAAUCAUCCAGGACCGGUAACAGGAACCCAAACACGGCCCGGCAUGGACCCACAGGAGGAACAGAGGAGAGCCAUUUAGCUUCCAGUUCAUCUGACACUGAGGAGCAGCCGGCCUCGCCCAUGACUCAGAGGACAUUAUUACAACUCCAGCUGUGUCCUCCGCCUUCUCUCACCUCACCACCACUAAGAGCCGCCAAAGACUCUAAAAGCAAAGCCUACUCCAGGUUGGCCUCCCAGCUUUCUCCCAUUUCCAGAGGAGAAAUGACUAACGGCAGAGCCAGAAGUCAAGGCUUGAAUUCCCUGCAUCGUGUUAAAAAAGCUCAGCUAACGGCAGCAAACGGCCCAGAAGCAGGUAUGGGGUUAAAGUUCAGCUCUUCCAAGCUGAACGGUCCCAGACUGAGUCUUUCCAAAGAUGUCAGCCUGUCCACAGACUGCAAGCCUUUCUCUGUCCGACAUAAAAUCAAGUCCUUCGAAAGCCUGGCCCACUUGGAUAGACCUGUAGCCAAAAGCAGCGAGGUCCACACGUUGGCGGUAGCGUACACUGCUUCUCUCAACCAGAGGAUUGCUGGAUAUAUGGACCUGGUUAAUUCUGUGCAUUGGCGCGGACAGCGAAGGAACAACGACCCUCUGACAGCAGCAGCGUCCCUCCCACCUCCUCUAAGCAAACCUGCUGAGGAUGAAGCUCAGAAAGCUCCAAAUGGAACCAUGACAAGGACCCCUCUGGUGCUACGAAGGAAACAUGGCCGCCUUCCCAGCAGGAAGGUUCAUCAGCUUCGGGCCGUCAGUAUGCCCGACCUGGAAACGCUCUGCACCGAGAACUUCAGCCUAGGGAAUAAAGCUGCUGACCCCAGCCGCCAAUCCGCUACUGCGGAUGACACGCCUUCUGAGGACGUACCUCAGCGGCCCCCAGAGGCCGAGAAGUAUGGCUGGUCCAUCAGGUGAGAAGCAAAGUUUAGAAGAAACUCUUCAGUUUGAUUUUCUAGUAGUAAUAGGAUGUAUGAAAUAAAAAUAUUACACCUCCUCAGUAGGAGACGUUGGUUACCUUUUAAGACUUGAAUUAUUAGAACAGUCAAUAAAAGUGAUAUUUUAAGUUGGUUCACUUAAAAUAAAUGCAUCAACCGACAGGAAGCGGAUGUAGAAGGAUAACAUACAACAGCUUCAUUCUGUGUUCGGAGUAACAAUAUAUCACUUCUAAACCAGCCCCAGUUCAGACUUUUAAAGCAUCGUUAAAAAUUA